This is a messenger RNA of Triticum dicoccoides, 1053 nucleotides long. RefSeq lists its product as uncharacterized. Lineage: Eukaryota; Viridiplantae; Streptophyta; Magnoliopsida; Poales; Poaceae. The transcript is spliced from 3 exons. The record is from RefSeq and is a predicted model, not a curated record. The coding region runs from base 49 to 1053 and encodes 334 amino acids.
CUCUCUGUGUUAUUGUUCUACUCUUGGCCCUCUGGUAUAGAAGCAGAGAUGGUAGAAAAUUUAGAGGUCAUGGGGAAGCAAAAGCUCACUAUAAAGACCGAGGAGGAGUCAAAUCCUCGUGAGAAGUACAUAACCUGGACUGACGAGGCGACAAGGUUUAUGCUUGAUUGGUAUAUUGAGCUUCGUAAGGACAAACCUGCAACUUUCAAGUUCAAGAAACAGCACCACUUGCACUGUGCUGAUGCUUUGAAUGGCAAGUUUACUCUUGGUGUCACUCAAACCCAAGUGGACCGACACUACCGGUCAUGCAAGGAGAACUGGGGUUGGGUGCGUCGUGCCAUGGCCAAUAGUGGCAAUGGCUUUGACAUGAUUAAUUUCACAUUCACACUUUCUGAGUCAGAAAAACAAAACCUAAGUAAAACUGCAGUCAAUUAUCUUACUAGACCCAUCAGGUUUUUUAAUCAAUUGCAAGAGUUAUUCUCUGACCAGUCCCAUGCUGAUGGCUCGCUUGCAACUGACCAAACCACUGUCAAUGUGGAUGAUGAUAGUGAUGACAGCGAGGAAGUGAGGGAACUUGAGGCCAAUCUAAUUCCAGUUGACAGCGAUGAAGCUGACUCUGACACUAUUAAUCGUCACAGUCCUAAAGUUGACUUGGAAGGCAAUUCUUUAAACAAGAAGCGCAAGCACGUGUCAUCUUCACCUUCCAAGAAGCCAACUAAGGGGAAAGCAAACAAGAAGGGCAAGAUAUCUAAUGAUGAUAUGGCAGCCAGUAUCAAGAAGCUAGCUGACUCUCUUGCAUCUCCUAUUGUUUCUGUGCAACCAAUGCCACCUACAGAUCCAUAUGCAAACCUUUGGAAGCGGAUAAAUGCCCUUACCAUACCAGCUAAGGAUAAACUUGAGCUUGUUGCAUAUCUAUCCAAACCAGACCAAGAUAUCUUCCGUAGUUACCUCAACUAUGCUGAUGAAACAAUUCUUGGACAGUGGGUCCUUAGCUUCUUCGAGCCUCGGUUUGAAGAAGAUGGUGGCAACGGUGGAUCUGCAACUGCUCACUGA